AGUGUAGAGGCUCAGUCAAAGCUCCGCUCCCCCCGCCCUCCUCCCCCAGCUAUUUGCCAGCCAGCUCUGCAUACAGGCAGCCAGCCGCUCACCGUCCUGCUGUUGCGCGGAGUCCCGUCUUCUCCCUCCGAGCUCCGGUGUCGUUUCAUCCCGUCUGAGAGGAUCUAUAAGGGGCCGGAUAGCGAGUUCGGUCGCGUCUCUUUUUGGGGGGGGAAAUACAGUCUUGUCUUUGCGAGCGUUGUUCUCCAGUUGCCCUUCAAGACAUAUGGAGAAAAUGGCCAGACCUCUUCCUAUAAACCCAACUUUCCUGCCGCCGACACACGGCGUACUGAAAUCCCUGCUGGAAAAUCCGCUGAAGCUGCCUUUCCAUCAUGAUGAAGGUUUUGGGAAAGACAAGGAGAAGGAGAAGAAGCUUGAAGAUGAGAGCAGCGCAGCCAACCACCCACAGUCAGCCUUCCUCGGGCCGACCCUUUGGGACAAGACCCUGCCCUACGAUGAGGACAACUUUCAGCUGGAGUACAUGGACCUGGAGGAGUUCCUGUCAGAGAACGGCAUCCCCGCCAACACAGCCCAGAGCGACCAGGCCCAGCAAGCGGCGCAGCCGGCACAGGCGCCGCCACCCGCCCCACCCACGCCCACCGUAGUGGACCUCAGCAGCCGCGCCACCACCUCAGUUCACACAAGCAUGGCGCCUCAGACCUGCCUCCGCAGCCCCAGCACAGCAGCACUGCCCUCAGCCCGCGACACCCCCAGCCCUAUUGACCCAGAGUCCAUCCAGGUGCCCCUGAGCUACGAGCCCGACCCACAAGACCUGGCUCUGUCUAGCGUGCCUGGCCAGGAAAUGUUCGACCCCAGGAAACGCAAGUUCUCCGCAGAGGAGCUGAAGCCACAGCCCAUGAUCAAGAAAGCCCGCAAGGUCUUCAUCCCAGAAGACCUAAAGGACGAUCGGUACUGGGCCCGGCGCAGAAAGAACAACGUGGCAGCCAAGAGGUCACGGGACGCCCGGCGGCUGAAGGAGAAUCAGAUCGCCAUCCGAGCCAGUUUUCUGGAGAAGGAGAAUGCUGCUCUCCGCAUGGAGGUAGCAGAGAUGAGGAAGGAGCUGGGCCGCUGCAAGAACAUUGUGGCUAAAUACGAGGCCCGACACGGGCCCCUGUGAGCCCCCCCCAAAAAAAAAACAACCACCACCACCUACCCAACCACCAACUCACACCCACUUCACUCCCCUGACCCAACUUUCCUAGAGUUUGAAGGACAAUGUGUCUCUCAUGGUGGCACUGCCCCCUGCUCCUCCUCCUCCACCACCCCCACCCCUUCUUCCUCCCCGACAUAAACCUCCCGUCUCACCCUCCACCCUCCCUCAACACACACCUGUAUGAUUCUGGUAUUAUAACUGUCAUUUUGACUUCUAUCAUAAGCUUCAAUUUGUCUGUACCUUCUUUUAUUUUUCUGUACACAUUGUUUGACUAAAUAUAUAUAUACAUAGAUACAUAUAUGUAUUUACACACGCAUACUUCCCACUUUAAUGUACUGUGAGGAAUUAUGAGCCAACCUACCAGCUGAGUCCCCCGCUACCUUCCACUUUUGAGAAACGAUGCCAUGCUGUUUUGUUGUUCACUUUCAUACCAAUUUUAUACGUGAGAUCAGGACUGAAAACUGUUGUUUCCUGUUUCCCUUCUUCUUCUUCUUCUUCUUCUUCUGUGUUAUAACAUGUGUCUGAGAGCCUGCUUAUACCCCACAAAUCUUGUGUUUUUUAAACCCUGUAAAUGUUUUUCUCCCAUCAGCAACUUAAUCUUCUCUUUGACCCUUUUUUAAAACUCUUCUCUUGAUGUUCAUGUUGUAUUUUAGUUGUCAGCGCUCUAACACUUACACAACUUCCCUUCGGCUUCUUUAACAGCAUUCUUGUAUUUUAACGUUCAGAUAGCACUUUAAAAAUACUUUUUUCCUGUGCGGUCGUGGCGUAGAUUUGCCGUUUUAUUUGUUUUAUUUUUCUUCAUCAACUGGUCACUGAGCAAUAAUUCCUGUCCAGAACUAAACUGACAUAACUACCUACAUAUUCCUCCCCCCGACCCCCCCCCCACGGGCUGAUCUCCCCCCUCUCUCCACCUCGCAUUUCAGCUCACCUCUGUUAACUAAGAUAACUUUAUAUAACCUCUGCACUAAUGCGUGUCUCACAAUCUGAUCCAGUGCAAUGUUUCCACUCACUCAAAAUUUUCUCCGCCUCAUAUUUAUCUACCUUUUAUUUCUCAGAUGGAAGAUUGUUGUUUUUUUUAUAUAUAUAAAUAUAUAUAUAUGUAUUCUGUUAAUAUAAUUGUUAGUAUUAAUACUACUCUUGACAUUGUUGUUGUUUAGCUUCCUCCUUGUUUUCAGAUUUAAGCAUGAUUUUCCUUUCACAGAACGAAAAAGCUAUCCGCAAAUCUUUUCUUUCUUUUUUUUUUUUUUUGCAAAGUUGUUGAUAAUUCGUUUUGCUUCUGUUUAACUUAGCAUGAUUAAUAUGAGUGUUUUUAUUUUAGAAAUCAAUACAGAUGUCUGUAGUCUCUCAUCGUAGCUCUAUGUUUGCCCUCUUUUUAAAGAUGGCUGUAUGAAUGUAAAAGAUGUUGACAACAAAAAGGUUGGAUGGUGUUGUCCAAUACUGUGGUUAACCCAAUCAGUUUGUUUACUGCAGACCAAACGAUUCACAACAGAGAUGAUAUAUUGGUUACAAGAGAUAUGUUUAUAUAAACCUAUUCUAUAAGUUGUUCUUUUUGUACAGUAUUUUUCCUAUACAUUACUGAACUAUGUAUUUUAAAGGCACAACAGAUCCAGAAUAUUAUUAAAGAAUACACACAUAACUCAAAGACAAAUGCAUAUAGUGGUAUUUUGAUAUUCUAUAUUAGCUAGGAUGUGGUAGUUUCACAGAGAUAUUGAACAGCACCCAAACCUCCUGGGCAUUAUUAUUAUUAUUAUCACUAUCACUAUGAGUACUAUUAUUAUUAUUAUGGCAACACUCCUGCUUGUGUUGGCGCCGCGUUUAGGCUCCCAUAUCAUAAAAAUCCCAUUUAACUCUGAGGAAGCAGAUGCUGAAAAAUGCAGUCCAGGAGAGAGAAUGUACAGUUAAGGCACUUUUUAAAACCCAUCAGCUCAAACACAACAAGAAAACGCACGUUUGGUCAUCAUGUUGAGUGUUGUAUUUUUCCCCUGACACGCCCCCGCAUCAUUUAAUGAGUUGUCCAGACUUUUCUGUCUUUCAAUUCUUA
Molecule: messenger RNA, 3233 nt
Organism: Epinephelus moara (kelp grouper)
Lineage: Eukaryota; Metazoa; Chordata; Actinopteri; Perciformes; Serranidae
Gene: hlfa
Product: HLF transcription factor, PAR bZIP family member a
Exons: 4
Coding region: 266-1156 (296 amino acids)
Biological process (GO): regulation of transcription by RNA polymerase II
Cellular component (GO): nucleus
Molecular function (GO): RNA polymerase II cis-regulatory region sequence-specific DNA binding; DNA-binding transcription factor activity, RNA polymerase II-specific
Source: RefSeq, a predicted model, not a curated record